Molecule: messenger RNA, 612 nt
Organism: Cercopithifilaria johnstoni
Lineage: Eukaryota; Metazoa; Nematoda; Chromadorea; Rhabditida; Onchocercidae
Source: the annotation of a GenBank genome assembly
AUGUCGACAGUGGCAAAAGUAGGUGCUCGGGUGAGAAAGAAGCCUGUUAUCAAAAUUAUCCAUAAUCCAUUAUACAAAGUGAUUGUCAAAGCGCAGAUGGCAACAGCUGCACCACCUCUAGGACCAAAUCUGGGUAAAAGGGGCAUUAAUGUAGCGAAUUUUUGCAAAGAUUUCAAUCGAACAACAAAUAAUAUCAAGCCCGGUAUCCCGUUACCAGUACGGCUCACAAUAAAGCCCGAUCGUACAUAUGACAUGGAGAUUUGUACACCAACAUCUAUGUGGUUACUGAUGCAUGCAGCAGGCAUAAGGCGUGGAGCUACGCGUCCACAUGAGGAAAUUUCCGGAAUGAUUACAGUAAAGCAUAUUUAUGAGAUAGCCAAAAUAAAGGCUACUGAUAAAUGUUUAGUUGGUGUCCCAUUAAAAUUGAUAUGUGAACAACUCAUUAAAACAGCCCGCACAAUUGGGCUCAAAAUUGUACGUGAGGAUCUUGACCCAGUGGAGUACCGUAAAUUUCUGGAAGAACGGAAAUUGGUAGUUGACGAAGAACUGAAAAGGAUAGAAGAAGAGAAGGCCGCUAAAAUACUCAGGACAACACCAGGUGCUUCUGCCUAA